Messenger RNA from Pungitius pungitius (ninespine stickleback), 2102 nucleotides. Its product is annotated as solute carrier family 25 member 44-like. Lineage: Eukaryota; Metazoa; Chordata; Actinopteri; Perciformes; Gasterosteidae. The record is from RefSeq and is a predicted model, not a curated record. Gene Ontology annotation, molecular function: branched-chain amino acid transmembrane transporter activity. The coding region runs from base 289 to 1236 and encodes 315 amino acids. The transcript is spliced from 4 exons. Gene Ontology annotation, cellular component: mitochondrion. Gene Ontology annotation, biological process: branched-chain amino acid transport; branched-chain amino acid catabolic process.
UGAGCGUUCAGCGUGCCGGAAGAGGAAGAAAAAGCUCUGCUGUCAUUGGUUGCUUCAGCAACGUGUCAUUUGAAUGGUCACGGGAAGUACACUCACUAGCAAGAAGGUAGCCGACGAGUACGUCGUUACAGUGUCAGUUACUGAAUGACGAUACUCAGAACUGUAUAUUUUUGAAUCGGCUGAUUGACAUGCUUUUCAAAGUCUGACACACAUUUCACACAUGGCCUUGUAAUAAACACCUUUACAAAUAGGAAUCAGUCUGAUGAGGGGGCACCCACAGCUGUCAGGAUGCAGCAGAAAAGGAACAUCCAGAUCAUCGAGUGGGAGGACCUCGACAAGAGGAAGUUCUACUCGUUCGGGGUGUUCAUGACGAUGACCAUUCGGGCCACCGUCUACCCGGCCACGCUGAUCCGCACCCGGCUGCAGGUGCAGCGCGGCAAGUCCCUCUACGGCGGCACCUUCGACGCCUUCUUCAAGAUCCUCCGCGCGGAGGGCGUCCGAGGCCUUUAUCGCGGCUUCAUGGUCAACACCUUCACGCUCAUCUCGGGCCAGGCUUACAUAACCACCUACGAGCUGGUGAGGAAGUACGUCUCCCAGUACUCUGAGGACAACACGGUGAAGUCGCUGGUGGCGGGCGGCUCGGCCUCCCUGGUCGCCCAGAGCAUCACCGUCCCAAUCGACGUGGUCUCUCAGCAGCUGAUGAUGCAGGGCCAAGGGGAGCACCUCACGCGCUUUCGCCUCAAUUCCACCACGGAGGCGGGCAAGUCCAAAAAGGUGUUCGGCCAAACCAGGAACAUUGUGGCGCAGAUCUUUGCUGCGGAUGGUUUCCGGGGCUUCUACCGGGGAUAUGUGGCUUCUCUGCUCACUUAUAUCCCAAACAGCGCCGUCUGGUGGCCUUUCUAUCAUUUUUACGCAGAGCAACUCUCUAAGCUGGCCCCCAGUGACUGCCCUCAUCUGCUUCUACAAGCCAUGGCUGGACCUCUAGCAGCCGCUACGGCCUCAACCAUCACCAACCCGAUGGACGUGGUCCGAGCCAGAGUGCAGGUCGAGGGCAGGUCUUCGGUCAUCGACACCUUCAGGCAGCUGAUCAAGGAGGAGGGCUACUGGGGUUUGACCAAAGGACUGUCGGCGCGCAUCAUCUCCUCGGGACCCACGGCCAUCGUCAUGGUGGUCGGCUACGAGUCGCUGAAGAAGCUGAGUCUGCGCCCGGAGCUGCUGGACUCGAGGCACUGGUAGAGAGCGGAGAACUGGCGGGUCGGAACCACACUGGAUGAGAGAAACGUUUAUUUAAAAAGGACUAGCUGAGGUAUCAGACGUCGUGUUCACACCAACAGGUUCUGGUUGGUAACCAGAUGAAGAGUCGGACCCGCGGGGGGGAGGGGAAGGUGGAGGCGUGUGUGCUGUGGGCAGAAGAGGAAUCGACGCCUACUGGGUUUGUUGAUCAGGGUUCAGAAGAAGGUCGAAUAACUUGUUUGUUUUCUCGCCCGGGCGUGAUGUCUGGAUUUUUUCCUCUGGCUUUUAUUCUUAAGUCACUGCCUUUUCAAGAGUGAUCGAGACCAUCUUUGUUUUUUGUUUUUGUUGAAUGUGCGUGUGGAGAAACGUUGGCAUUAGACAUUUCACCCUCCGAUGUGUAGCUAUGUUACAUUGACCCUUUGCUAAGUCCAACCGACGUGGCUGUUUCCAUGCAAAACAGGGUCCACGCACAGUUUCUCUGAGGUACUGGUGUCUCUGGUGAAAGUAGCGCAGUGUUGAAGCAGCUCUGAGGGUGAGGAUUGAGGAGCAGUCUGCAGGGUUUCCUCCUGUAAACGAGUGCAAUACUGUAAGUGUUUAACCCUCUUGAGUUGUGUGUUUCCUGUCCAUUGUGUAAAUACUGUGUCUUAAAGGAAUAAGCCUUUUACAUCCUUUAUUUCCGUCAUGUUUUGGGGGAUUAUCGCUUCAAACCUUCACAUCUUGUUUUUAAGAUUUUUACUUCAAUAGGAACCCCGUUGUGUCUCGUGGUUCUUUUUGGAAUUAGACCUGUAUAAAUACGUAUGUAUUUAGCAAAUUUCCCGAGAAUCGCGGCUCCAUAGGCAUAAACAUGUAAUAAAUAUGUUUCCUAUUUG